GAUAAAUUUUAUUUUCAAAGAAUUAUUUAAGAAAAAAUCAUUUUGCCGGCGCCGCGGCGUUGCCGUUGGCAUCUUCGAUUUCAUCGACACAAUACAAGAAACUACAAUAGGUUUAUACGGUUAUACAGUAUACCGUAUUCCAUUUCACUUCACCGUCUCCUUCUCUCUCCCUCUCUACUUCUCGAUUUGCUCGCACUUUCAUACACAAGACACUGCACAAAUGACGGCUCUAACCAGUUCAGUUGUGAUUUCGAAAGGCCCGGGGAUCGGCUUCUUGUCUGGUUCUUCUUUGAAGUCAGCAGAUCAAUGUGUGGGUCCAACCAACCUGGCCUUCAGUGUUAAGGGCACCAGGAGAUUGUCCACCCAGAGAAGGGCACUCAUUGUACAAGCAAGUUAUAGUGACAAUGGAAGACCAAGCAGCGCAAGUAUUUUUGUUGGUGGCUUUGUUUUGGGGGGCUUAAUUGUUGGCACCCUUGGUUGUGUUUAUGCACCUCAGAUUAGCAAUGCUUUGGCUGGAGCUGACAAAAAGGAUCUCAUGAAAAAGCUGCCCAAGUUUAUCUAUGAUGAAGAGAAAGCUUUGGAGAAGCAACGUAAGAAACUGGCUGAGAAGAUUGAACAGCUAAACAAUGCUAUAGAUAAUGUGUCCAAUCAGUUGCGAUCAGAAGAUCCACCAAACGGAGCAGCAGUGAGCUCAGAUGACAUCGAAGCUCUCAUCUAAGACUGUUGGUUGUUUACAACUGGACCUCUUAUAUACUGCCGCAUAAUUCAGAGGACAACUGCCACUGUAGAUGCUGUUGUUUGGUCCCUGAGCCCUCUUGUUGGUCAUUGAUAGUGCUACCUUUAUUAGUUUUCUGGACUUUGAUGAACAUAUGGCUCUCUAUCAAUGUUGAAGAUCGAACCAUUAAAGACGUAUAAGUAAUACAUUGUGUUUGUCAAUUCAGCUUUUCUCCUACAACUGCCCGUUACACACAUACUGGAAUUUGCUUUUUGAUUU
Molecule: messenger RNA, 994 nt
Organism: Sesamum indicum (sesame)
Lineage: Eukaryota; Viridiplantae; Streptophyta; Magnoliopsida; Lamiales; Pedaliaceae
Product: inner membrane localized protein
Cellular component (GO): chloroplast thylakoid membrane; chloroplast inner membrane
Source: RefSeq, a predicted model, not a curated record